Monoraphidium neglectum is the source of this 708-nucleotide messenger RNA. RefSeq lists its product as hypothetical. The coding region runs from base 1 to 708 and encodes 235 amino acids. Lineage: Eukaryota; Viridiplantae; Chlorophyta; Chlorophyceae; Sphaeropleales; Selenastraceae. The record is from RefSeq and is a predicted model, not a curated record. The transcript has 5 exons.
AUGGAGCAACAAAGUUCUCUCUACGCACCACCUGGGAGCCAGCGCUGCACUCCCACCGCGGCCGCUGCUAUCUUGCUUCAGGAGCUGCGUGUCGAGUGCAACUCGAUGGGCGAUGAGCAGCGCGCCUGGCUGGCGGUCCACUUCGUCACCUGCCAGCAGCGUACCACACGGGACACGCCGUUCACCUGCAACCGCAGCCGCGGCAUCAAGGCCUGCCUGUCAAGCAUGGAUGCAAGGACCAACACUGAGUACGCAGUGUUCCUUGGCAACGUGCACAGCAUGUGCCUGUUCCUCCAGAACCAGCGGUUCCAGGAGCUCACGGCCCGCAUGGUGAACGACAUGGCCGCCGGCAGCCGCGCCGCAAACGCGACGCUUGCCGCCAUCAGCAGGCAGCUGGAGGACCAGCAGGAGCGCCUGGAGGGGGCGCAGACGCAGCUUGGGCGGCUGCAGGAGCUUCAGGAGGAGACGUACACGCAGGCGGCCAAGGGGGCAGAAGGCGUUGAUGCGCUCAUCUCGCGCACAGAGGACCUGUCAAAGGCCAUGGCCCAGUCGCUGCAGCUGUCGGACGACAUCAUCAGCCUGCAGGGCGCGGCUGUGGUGGGCCUCGACAACUUGGUCGAGCGCCACGCCGCCCACACGCGCGACGCGGAGGCGCAGUGGGAGGCGCUGGCGCAGGGGGGCCGGGCGCUGGCCGAGCGUCGACAUUAA